UAUGUGCAGAUUGUUUUCUAAUUGACAAAGACAUCUUGGAAACAAAAGAUGGACUAAAAAAUUGGUUUCAAGCAGUUUUAAAGGAGUUUAUCUCUCACAGCAGCAGUCCAAACGACACAGUAGAAAAAUCUGUGUUUAUGAAGUGCAUUGCUCACAUAACAGGUUUUCUUGCCACAAGAAAAUCAAUUCAAUGUACAGUACCAACUUUGGAUCAGAACACUACAAAACAAGUCCAGUCAGUGAUGCUUAACAUUGACCAACUACGUAUACUACAUCGCUCAGGUGCAAAGAAGAAAAUCAUUAUUUCCAAUUUUGGCGGUGGUAAAACGCAGCUGGGAUUGUGUGAACUGGAAUAUCUUGCUACACAUGCUGAGGAAAAUACCAAAAUUUUUUACAUAUGCUGGUCCUCAAGGGACUUGCUGGUGAAUGAUAUUAAAAGAUUUGUUGACGCCCUUACCAUCAAAGAUAUUGUUAAAGUACACGUCAUUGGUUUAAUGGAGCUAGCUCAAGAUCUUGAACUUUCUAAUAUAACUUCACUUUCUCAGGUUGUAUCUCGCCUCUUUCAACGUCACAAGGACUGCAUAGUGCAUAUAAUUAUUGACGAAUAUGAUGGCGAACAACUUAGCCUAGAGAUUGCUCAAGAUUUUCAUGUUAUACAUAGCAAACCUGAAUUCAAGCACUGUCAUAUCAUGUUGCUUCCCCAUUCUCUAGGUAAAUACCGCACGUUGGUGUCAUCAACGUGCAGUAUUUGUGGACGUCAAAGCCAUAAUAAAUAUCAAUACCAAGCUACUGGUUUACCGAGAUUCGUUUUGGAUAAGUGCAUGAGAACAACACAAUGUAAUUAUAAGCUCAUCAGUAAAAUCGAAGCUAUUAUUUGCAGUAGUGUUGUGGAAUAUAGGCACCCAAAGCAGAACAAACAGCUGCCGCAAUUUUUAAAAUGGUUAUCAUCAACAGCUGUAGCAAAAACUGAAAAGGAAUCUCACAACACAAAUGAAGUUCGACCAGUCCCUGUGAGAGAUACAACCGACCAUUUAAUAUUUGAAGCUCCGGUUGAUUUAGACACAGCAGUUGCAAUUUCAAAGGAAAUUCCCCUAGAUAAAGAUAUAAAAACUGAAACACACUUUCGUUUACCAACUUUUGUUGGUAUUGGUCAUGGUAUUUCAGGUAAGAAGCCGACCUAUUACUAUUUAGAAGACAACGAAAUCUCUGAUCAUGAAGUAAUAUCUAGGCUAGCGAUAACAUUGGAGCAUCGAUUUCUUAGUGGUGAUAUUUCAAGAUUGGUACUCUGUAACAGUUCUUACCAUCAGUAUAUAAUGCAGCAUGUAUUGGAUCAACUUGGGAUACGCUAUUUCUCCUUUACAAAAGAAUCAAAUUGGUCACUGACAAACACCACUGAUGACCACAAAGAUGUUUUUCCUGGCAAUCCUUACACAUUGAUCACUAAUUGUGAAGGAUGUCGGGGGAGAGAAGCAGACCAAGCUUUUGUCUGUAUUGAUCAAGACGAUUGUGUUCAAAAACAUAUAACUCUGGAAUGCAUGACCAGAAGCACUGGGGAAUUGUUUAUAAUUGGUCUUAAAAAGCCAUUACUGAAAGAUUCUCCGUCAAGUAAGGUUAAAGACUUGAGAAAGUUUUUUGAGCGAUUGCGGUUGCGUUCUUCAACAGGAACACAAUCUGAUGAGCCAAUUGAAAAUUCAAUUGGAGCUAUUUUAACGCAGGUUAUAGCUGAAAAGUUGCUUGAUUCCUUUAAAAUUCAAACGAUUCAGUAUUUUAAUGCUGAGAAGCAUCUUGUUGAAAUUGAAGGUGACUGGAAGGUUAACAUAAAUUCGAAUCGAUAUAGGCGAUAUAUUAUCAAUCUGCAAGAAAAUGGUGUUACUUUUACUGAAAAUCAAGAUAGCGCUAACAAUUUAGAUGUUUUUAAAAUGUUGCAAAUUGCUGAACCUGUGGACGAAGUAAAAUGCUUUUAUCGUGACUCCAAUUCAUGCUGGCUGUCAUGGAAACCAAAUGGAUACAAUUAUGUAGUGCGCAGGAGAGAUGCAAGCUCUGACUGGCGCGAAGUAUUGCAAACAACUGCAGGAAGAUGUUCAGUCACUAAUCUUGUGAACGGAGGCAACUAUCAAUUUUCUGUCACAGCUUAUAGCACUGUUGCGCCGUCUGAUCCUGCUUAUGUCAACUACAUUCACAAAAUAACAUACAAUGGCAAAUCUACAUUUGAAGAAUUGGAAAAGUUGAUUUUGGGUAGCACUAUUGAUGCAAUCCGAGAAAAACUGUCUGCAGAUCCAGACUUACUGUUUGCCACAAAUCGCUCUGGUAAAACGCUACUUAUGAGUUCCGUUAUUCACAACAAACCCGCAAUUAUUAAAGAAUUUUUGCAAGCAAGGCAUUGCGAUCCAUGGACAGUCGACAUUUUAGGAAAAAACGGAUACCACCUCUCUGCGUCUGCUGGACACAGGAGAUGUUUAGAGGCGCUUUGUGCACACGACGUUUCCAAUAUUAACCGCGGUGAUGUGAACAGCGAUACACCAUUACAUCUUGCUUCGAAGUUUGAGCACAUUGGAUGUGUUAAGGUGCUUCUACAAUUUGGCUGUAGUACGAAGAUUGAAAAUAAAAACGGUUUGACAGCGUCUGAUAUGGGAAAUGAAGAAAUUCAACGUAUUAUUAACUGUCAUUUAUCAUAAAAUUCAGCACAAUUUGAAUGUGUCACAUUUAAAUAAAAUUUCCGUAAACAACAUUUUGCUGGCGUCAGCACUUUUUUGUCCCGUCAUUACACAUUCAUGAAUAGCCAGAACGCAAGUACGUCGAAAUUUCGUGCAGAUAAUAAUUUCUCUUUUAAUUGACAUAUAUUAUUUACCGCUACUUGAAUAAAAGAAUCACCUACUUGUUCUCCCAUUUUUUAACUUAAAAAGGAUUAAAUGUUUAUUUUGUAUUAUAUAUUUGAAUUUCCGCGCCCGAAGGCGUAGGAAAUUCUUUAAAA
Molecule: messenger RNA, 2971 nt
Organism: Hydractinia symbiolongicarpus
Lineage: Eukaryota; Metazoa; Cnidaria; Hydrozoa; Anthoathecata; Hydractiniidae
Exons: 4
Coding region: 138-2675 (845 amino acids)
Molecular function (GO): protein binding
Source: RefSeq, a predicted model, not a curated record